AUGAAUAAGUCGAUUACCGUGGAGCAAACCAUAAAUCCGACACAUCCUCGCAGCUGCUACUGCGAUCAUAUGGCCAACGAGUGCAAGGCGAGUAAGCUUCAGAUAGGAAUGGCGACGCUACACUCGCUGAAGACCAGCUUCGUCGUCUGGCUGAAGAAAUUACAACCGGACACACAUUCGAUGAAGCCCGACGCGAGAAGAAGAGUGUAA
Molecule: messenger RNA, 210 nt
Organism: Soboliphyme baturini
Lineage: Eukaryota; Metazoa; Nematoda; Enoplea; Dioctophymatida; Soboliphymatidae
Source: the annotation of a GenBank genome assembly